AGACGUCACGACCUUUCUCUUAUAGAUCAAAACAUUAGGUCUAUGAGACUUAUAAGGCGGGGAAUUAUUAUAGACAAUUACAGCACAGGCACCCAAUUUCGUCGUCUUCGACUAAUCUUCGAUCCCGGAGAAGCAAAGCUGAUCGCCUCGAGAUCCGGGAACACGCUCUCUUUUUUUUUGUCUCCGUUCCGCAUUUGUUCUUUUAUCGGCUUAAGAAUUCAUAUUUUCAUCGUCGGAAUUCUCUGCUCAACUACGUACGAGAUUCAAUCGCAAUGGGCUUCUUGAUAACGACCCUGAUUUUCAUCGUGACUGGCGUCAUUGCGUCCCUCUUGGUCAGAAUCUGCUGCAAUAGAGGACCUUCUGGAAACCUGUUUCACUUAACACUGGUCAUUACGGCGACAGUGUGUUGUUGGAUGAUGUGGGCAAUUGUAUAUCUUGCGCAGAUGAAGCCACUAAUUGUUCCAAUCCUUAGUGAAGGGGAGUGAGGUGGUCUGCUGAAGAGCUACACACAGUGCUUCUCUUGAAUUAGCAUUUUGUAUAAUGGCUGGCUAGUGGUGAUUGUUACUGCAAACCUUUCCCCUCUAGGAUUCAGAUGUUAUUGUUGGGAACUAACAUCAGGUGGUUCAUUUCCUAAAAGAUCUUACAAUUGGUCUGAGCUACGUUGUAUUUUGAUCCAUGUGUGUUCCUUUUCUCAUCUAUCAUUUGGAUACACUGGGAUUGUUUUUAUCAGAGAUUGUGAAAUUACUGCCAUGAAAUAAAUGAUGGAAUAUAGAAUAUGAGUUUCAA
Telopea speciosissima is the source of this 786-nucleotide messenger RNA. Its product is annotated as V-type proton ATPase subunit e1. Gene Ontology annotation, molecular function: proton-transporting ATPase activity, rotational mechanism. Gene Ontology annotation, biological process: proton transmembrane transport. Bases 273 to 485 code for a protein of 70 amino acids. The record is from RefSeq and is a predicted model, not a curated record. Lineage: Eukaryota; Viridiplantae; Streptophyta; Magnoliopsida; Proteales; Proteaceae. Gene Ontology annotation, cellular component: proton-transporting V-type ATPase, V0 domain. The transcript is spliced from 4 exons.